ACUACUGAAGCCAGAAGUCCAAGAGGAAGGUGUCAGCAGGGCUGGUUCUCUCUGAGGCCUGUGAGAAAAACCCACUCCUUGCCUCUCCCCCAGGUCUGUUGGCCAUCUUUGGCAGUCCCUGGCUUUACUGGGGUCCAUCCCUGCAGAGAACCAACCACUUCCUGUCAGUCACAGCCCAUUAAGAACAUGAGUCAGUGUGAAAUGUUAUUUGGCCAUAAAAAGGAGCAAAGUCCUUUUGCAUGCUACAAAAUGCACGGACCUUGAAAAACAUUACAGUGAGUAAAAGAUGCCAGUUCCAGAAAACCGUUAUUAUAGGAUUCCAUUUAUAUGAAAUAUCCAGAAUAGAUAAAUCAACAGAAGUAAAUUAGUGAUUGUCAAAGGUUGGGGGGGGCGGUGUGGAUGGCAGAACUGAGUGUGGGGGUAAAAGCUAAAAGCAGAGACUCUGGAAUCUGGUGGCCCCUCCCUAGUGAAGAUGUAGAUUAAAAGAACCCUUAAACAUCAUAUAGGACUUAAGAAAAAGCCCAUUUUGCUAUUCAGGGCGAGCUUGGGCUGGCUCGUGGGGCAGACAGAUCUGGCUCUAGGAGGACUGGAGAAGAAACCUUCAUCUUCCUGCCCGGUGAAAUCCAUGCAUCUCCUCUAAGUCUUCAGAGGGCAUCCUGGCUGAGUAUUUUUGCUGAUGACAUCAGAAGAAAGACAAUUAUAACUUUGCCAAGGACUUUUGGGUGUGGUGGCAACUUUGGGAACUGAGCUGGAUGUCUUCAAUGCCCUCAGGAACCUCCUUUCCCCAGGCUUCCCCAAGAUCUGCUUCAUUUCUUGCUUUGGUUGGUGAGAGAAGGGAGCCAGGACAUUCGAGUCUUCCUACAACACUAGGAGGUCUGCUCCCGUUAUUUCUUGGGUCCUCCAGUCCUGGCUGCCCACUAUGUGGCUGGGAAGAAAACCAAGACUGAGUCGUAUGGGAGAGUGAGCAGUGAGUUGGAAGUCUGGGCUGGUUCACCAGCAUGAGAUCGAGGAAGAGCCGAUCCCACAUUAGAGCACGUGGGAAUGAAAUGAGCUUGCACGCACACAAAGCGAGACUGAUCAUGGAUGGUGGACUUGGAUAACUUGACACAGGUUCAGUGAUAUGUCCUGAGCUGUCAUCAGUGCUCAGUUGUCGAGGUGGCCCUGUGGCUGCAGAAAGAAAUAGAUUUGUCUGUACCCUCAAAAGGACACACAGACAUAGCCACAUGCAACAUCACACAUGUUUAAUAAGAGAUUUGCUUCGAUAAGCUCACACAGAAGGGAGUGGUCGGCUGUGUCGGGUCAACCAGAAGUAGGAGCCAAAGGCAAGAAAGAACUGGCCAGACAGAGAGAGGGAUUAGCAUGUGCAGAGACCCUGCUGUUGGAAACAGCCUGGGGUAUCUAUGAAAAAAAUAUUGGAAACUUCUGUGUAGCUGGAGUAAAACUAGGAGACCCUCUGGGACCUGUGUUGUGCACUUACACAGUGGCAGGGAAACGGUGCCUCACCCUGGCAUUUUUCUUGGCACAAAGGAGGCAAGGAGGCCACUGGAGGGGAGACCCCAUGGCCAGGGGGAACAAGAGGGCACUUAGGCCAGGACAGAGGCAGAGGGACAGGAUGGGGCGGGGCUGAGAGCUCACACUGCAGCCUUUACUUGCUCCUCCUCCCUUCUCGACCUGACCUGACCUGGGGCCUCGCCUUUGGGCAGGGAAAGGAAAAAUCUUUGCAUUGAAAGUCCAGUAGGUGGAAGGUUGGGGCUGGGACACCUUGGUCAGUCACGGUGUCUGCAGACAUGACAGGGUCUGGUGGGGACCUCAGGACCUGGAGGAGCCUGGUGCUGCUGGUGAGUGCUCUGUUAGGUCUCAAGGAGGGACAGGGGUGGGUGGGGUGGGGGGCGGAGGCCACUCCCGGGUCUGAACUGGGGGAAGUGGGGUCUCCGAACUCAGACCCUCCUUCCCCAUUCUCAGCCCCCAACCCUGUCAAGAACCUGAGUGUAGAGGCUCAGACCACUAGCUCAGUCACCCUGUGCUGGGAUGUCCUUGAGGGCCUGAAUGUGCAGAACUACACCUGCUGGGUCCGGUGGAAUGGGCAGGAUGAUAAAAGUGGGACCCAAAACACGACAGACACCUGUUUUAUGGCAGAUGGACUUGACUCUGGGUCUUCGUAUGACUUUUCCAUGUGGGUCGAGGAACGUGGAGUCAACAGUUCUGAAGUGCCCCUCAAUGCUGCCACAGCUCCCAACCCUAUUAGAAAACUGAGGGCGGAAGUGUUGACCAACAGCUCCAUCACCCUACACUGGGAGGUUCCUGAUGGCCCGAACCCUCACAACUAUACCUACUGGGUCCAGUGGACAGGAGACGGUGACAAAACUGAGACCCAAAACACGACGAUUACCAGUUACGCAGUGGAAGGACUUAAAUCAGUGUCCUCGUAUGAGUUUUCUGUGUGGGCGAAGAAGGAUGGAAUACCUGGCUCCAGGGAGACCCUCGAGAGUUUCAUAGCCCCCAACCCCAUCAGGAACCUGAGUGUGGAGGCUGAGACCACCAGCUCUAUCACCCUGCACUGGGAGGCCCCCAAGGGCCCCGACCUCCAGAACUGCACCUACUGGGUCCAGUGGACAGGAGAUGGUAACAAAACUGAGACCCAAAACACAACAAAUACCAGUGUCACCGUGGAGGGCCUUGAACACGGGACCUUGUACAAAUGCUCUGUGUGGGCAGAAGAGAAUAGAGUAUUUGGCUCCAGGCAGAACCUCAGCAUCUCCACAGUCCCCAAGGCAGUGACAAGUCUCAGAAUACAGCACCAGACCAACAGCUCUAUCACCUUGAGCUGGACAACUCCCCUGGGCCCAAGUCGCCCUCCCUACACCUACUGGAUCUCAUGGGUUGACCAGGGCAGUACUACCACUGGUACCCUCAACACUCUGGAUACUGGCAUCACGCUAAGGGAACUGGAGGCGGGAAGCCAGUACACCUUCACCAUCCAGGCAGAGAGGAACAGGGCUAGCAGUGACAACGGGACCCUCACUGGGGCCACUGCUCCCAGUGAGGUCACAAAUCUGCAGAAGGAAACUCAGACCAACAACUCAAUCACCCUGCGGUGGGAGGCCCCUGCAGACCCCUACUCUCACUUGUACGUGUACUGGGUCCAGUGGGCCAGUGGGGGACAACCCCAGAAGAAGCAGGCAUCCCAAAGAUAUCAGACCUCCCAGACAGGCACGACCAGUGAGACUUUUUAUGUGGCAGAGGUCCUGGGACCUGGGACUCUGUACAACUUCAGUGUGUGGGCAGAGAGGAAGGAUGUGGCCAGUUCCAUGCAGAGCCUCCAGGCAUCCACAGACCCGGACUCGGUCACCAUCAUCUCCUGCAUCAGCACCCCUGGGGGCUACGGGGUCAUCCUGACCUGGUCCUGCCCUAAGUGGGGCUACGAAGCCUUCGAGCUGCAGGUGGGCAGGCAGCGGGGCUCCUGGGAUGGACUUUCUUGCGGGACGGGCGUGUCUGUGUCUGGCCUCCAGCCAGCUCAGUCCUAUUCCACCACUGUCACCACUGUCUGGGACACAAUGAGGGCUCCAUCUGCCUCUGUGACCUGCCACACUGAGAGCGCAGGGGUCAUCGCCGGGGCCAUUGUUGGUGUUCUUCUGUUCCUCAUCCUCAUGGGCCUGCUGACUUUUUUCCUGAGGAAGAAAUAUAAGGAGAGCCAGAAGAAGUCAGCACCCGGGGACCUGGUCUUCAGCUUCCCUGGGGACAUCCCAGCAGAUGACUUUGCUGACCAUGUCAGGAGGAAUGAGAAGGACAGCAACUGUGGCUUUGCGGAGGAGUACCAGCAUUUGGCCCUGGGGGCCCACAGCCAGUCUCAGAUGGUGGCCUCAGCUUCAGAAAACAGUGCCAAGAACCGGUACAGAAAUGUGCUGCCCUAUGACUGGUCCCAUGUGCCUCUGAAGUCCCUUCAUGGGGAGCCAGGGUCCAACUACAUCAACGCCAGCUUUGUGCCUGGUCUCUGGAGCCCCCAGGAGUUCAUUGCAGCCCAGGGUCCCCUGCCCCAGAUGGUGGGUGACUUCUGGCACCUGGUAUGGGAGCAGCAGAGCCAUAGCCUUGUCAUGCUGACCAACUGUGUGGAAUUGGGUCGGGUGAAGUGUGAGUAUUAUUGGCCUCUAGACGCCCAGCCCUGCACCCACAGGCACCUGCAGGUGACCCUGGAGGGUGAGCAGGUGAUGGAGGACUGGACCGUACGAGACCCGAAGCUCUGGCAUACACAUGAGCAGAGGAUUCUCCAUAUGCGUCAGUUCCACUCUGUGGCCUGGCCAGACUAUGGCAUGCCCCACUCCCCCGACCCCUUGCUGGCCUUCUGGAAGGUGCUCUCGAUUGUACACUGCAGUUCUGGCGUGGGCCGCACGGGCACCUUCAUUGCCCUGGAUGUCCUACUAUGGCAGCUGGAUAAUGAGGGUCUCAUGGGGCCCUUCAGCUACGUGAGGAAGAUGCGGGAAAGCCGGCCGAUGAUGGUGCAGACUGAGGCUCAGUACGUGUUCCUACACCAGUGCAUCCUGCGGUUUCUCCAGCAGUCGUCCCUAGCGCCAGCCGAGAAGGGGGCCACAUAUGAGAAUCUGCUCUUUGUGAAUGAGGCUGCCAUCCAGGCCCACCAGGGGAAGCUGAGCUUGGGGUGCUGA
This is a messenger RNA of Pteropus alecto (black flying fox), 4658 nucleotides long. It is a transcript of the gene PTPRH, whose product is annotated as protein tyrosine phosphatase, receptor type H. Gene Ontology annotation, biological process: protein dephosphorylation. Lineage: Eukaryota; Metazoa; Chordata; Mammalia; Chiroptera; Pteropodidae. The record is from RefSeq and is a predicted model, not a curated record. Gene Ontology annotation, molecular function: protein binding; protein tyrosine phosphatase activity.